UUGCCAUCAUGGGUAAUUGUUUACGCACAGAAAAAUCUGACAUUGACAAGACUCAUGUCGAUCAACGUAGUCCGCUUGACGAUGCAGCCGCCGUAGGUGUAACUGGCGUUCCACAAAUAACUAUGCCAAUUGGACAACCGCAGGAACAAAUACGACCUGUGCCUCAAAUUCCUGAGAACGAAACAUCAAACGCCAAUGCAAAAAUAUUUGUGGCAUUGUACGAUUACGACGCCCGUACGGACGAGGAUUUAAGUUUCCGCAAAGGAGAACAUUUAGAAAUAUUGAACGAUACACAGGGUGAUUGGUGGUUGGCGCGCAGCAAGAAGACCCGUCAGGAAGGCUACAUACCAUCCAACUAUGUUGCCAAGUUGAAAUCCAUAGAAGCAGAACCCUGGUACUUCCGUAAAAUCAAACGCAUUGAGGCUGAGAAGAAAUUAUUACUGCCAGAAAAUGAGCAUGGAGCAUUUUUAAUUAGAGACUCUGAGAGUCGUCAUAAUGACUAUUCGCUAUCAGUUCGUGAUGGUGAUACCGUGAAACACUAUCGUAUCAGACAGCUGGACGAAGGUGGUUUCUUCAUAGCAAGGCGCACAACAUUCAGAACACUUCAAGAAUUGGUUGAACACUAUUCCAAGGAUUCGGACGGUCUGUGCGUUAAUUUAUGCAAGCCGUGUGUACAGAUUGAGAAACCAGUCACCGAGGGAUUGUCACAUCGUACUCGUGAUCAGUGGGAAAUUGAUAGAACUUCACUGAAAUUCGUACGAAAAUUAGGUUCCGGUCAAUUUGGUGAAGUAUGGGAAGGUCUAUGGAACAAUACCACUUCGGUGGCCAUAAAAACACUUAAAUCAGGCACAAUGGACCCAAAAGACUUUUUGGCUGAAGCUCAAAUCAUGAAGAAACUCCGGCACAACAAACUCAUACAAUUGUAUGCUGUGUGUACAGUUGAGGAGCCCAUUUACAUUAUAACUGAACUUAUGAAGCAUGGUUCUCUGUUGGAGUACUUGCAAGCCAUUGCAGGUAAAGGACGCAGUCUUAAGAUGCCUGUAUUAAUAGACAUGGCGGCCCAGAUUGCUGCUGGCAUGGCUUACUUGGAGUCCCAGAACUAUAUUCACAGAGAUUUGGCGGCCAGAAAUGUUUUAGUAGGUGAUAACAACAUAGUCAAAAUUGCUGAUUUUGGUUUGGCAAGACUUAUAAAAGAAGAUGAAUAUGAAGCUCGUGUCGGUGCCAGAUUCCCCAUUAAAUGGACAGCUCCGGAAGCGGCAAACUAUUCGAAAUUCUCUAUUAAGUCAGAUGUAUGGAGCUUUGGUAUAUUGUUAACAGAAUUGGUCACAUACGGUCGCAUACCUUAUCCAGGAAUGACAAAUGCCGAAGUGUUGACACAAGUUGAACACGGAUAUCGCAUGCCACAACCGCCAAACUGCGAUCAAAGACUCUAUGAGAUAAUGUUGGAAUGCUGGCACAAGGACCCAAUGAGACGACCAACCUUCGAAACUCUCCAGUGGAAACUGGAAGAUUUCUACACAUCAGAUCAGAGUGACUACAAAGAAGCCCAAGCUUACUGAUAAAUGCUUAAUGC
Molecule: messenger RNA, 1573 nt
Organism: Musca vetustissima
Lineage: Eukaryota; Metazoa; Arthropoda; Insecta; Diptera; Muscidae
Gene: Src42A
Product: tyrosine-protein kinase Src42A
Exons: 10
Coding region: 9-1559 (516 amino acids)
Biological process (GO): cell surface receptor protein tyrosine kinase signaling pathway; innate immune response; cell differentiation
Cellular component (GO): extrinsic component of cytoplasmic side of plasma membrane
Molecular function (GO): signaling receptor binding; non-membrane spanning protein tyrosine kinase activity; ATP binding
Source: RefSeq, a predicted model, not a curated record